UAAGCCCCCCGCUCCCACCAUGUUUCCUCACACACAGCCAGACUCUCGAAGGUGCCAUUUCUUGGUCUCUGAUUCUGAAAUCUAGUGAGUUCGAACUCGAGAAAUCUGAGAUUCGAUUAGGAUGGGCAUCGUGGACGUCCUCUCGGAGCUCUGCUACAUGCCGAGGACUCGCCGGCACAUCAAGAAGAGGAAGCAGUUCCAGACGGUGGAGAUGAAGGUGAGGAUCGACUGCGAAGGAUGCGAGAGGAAGGUGAAGAAGGCCCUCGACGACAUGAAAGGUGUGAGCUCGGUGGAGGUGACGGCGAAGCAGAACAAGGUGACUGUGACGGGGUACGUGGACGCGGCGAAGGUGAUGCGGCGUGUGGCUUACAAGACGGGGAAGCGGGUGGAGCCGUGGCCGUACGUGCCGUACGAGAUGGUGGCGCACCCCUACGCGCCCGGCGCCUACGACAAGAAGGCCCCCGCCGGGUACGUGCGCAACGUCAUCGGCGACCCUUCCGCCGCGCCGCUCGCCAGGGCCUCCUCCACCGAGGCCAGGUACACCGCCGCCUUCAGCGACGAGAACCCCAACGCCUGCUCCGUCAUGUAGUUACUAGUUAAUCCUCAUUAGUUGGUUGCCAUGUGUUCGAUUCCAUCUCUUCUCUAGGUGGAGGAGUAGCUGUUGAUGGAUUUGUUUUCUAGUUUCGAUCUGGUGGUGUAAAAUAUGUUGGAUUCGGUGAGAAAGAAUCUUCAAUGUUCUCUGCAGUGUUAGUACUAAACUAGAGGUCGUAAAAAUAAAAGGAAAAUUGGGUAGAGUACACCUAAAA
Molecule: messenger RNA, 806 nt
Organism: Brachypodium distachyon (stiff brome)
Lineage: Eukaryota; Viridiplantae; Streptophyta; Magnoliopsida; Poales; Poaceae
Product: heavy metal-associated isoprenylated plant protein 27
Exons: 3
Coding region: 122-589 (155 amino acids)
Molecular function (GO): metal ion binding
Source: RefSeq, a predicted model, not a curated record